CACAUAAUCCCGUCCUCAAACCGUCAACGCCCACAGCAUUCCCUUCUUCCUCUGGGAGCUCCUGGGAUUCUUACACUCUUUAAACGGAUUCUCGCGCUGUCUUUAAUUUGCUGGUAUUGAGCACGGUUUCGGGUAGCGGGCGCCCCUCGCGCAAAUACUGUCAAGAUGGGUAGCAAAUUGCCUAUCAAGUUCACGGAGCUGCUCCAAUUGACCAGCAUUGGUGUUGAUCAAUCAUCAAUUGGAUUCAACUCAUGUACACUCGAAUCAGAUUCCUUUAUCUGCGUUCGUGAGAAGAAGGAUGAGACCGCAUCACCCGAAGUCAUCAUCGUCGAUCUCAAAAACAAUAACAAUGUAAUAAGACGACCCAUCAAGGCGGAUAGUGCUAUCAUGCACUGGAACAAGCAAGUCAUCGCGCUCAAGGCACAAUCGAGAACCCUCCAGAUCUUCGACCUCGCCCAGAAGGCGAAGCUGAAGUCGACUACAAUGAACGAGGAUGUCGUAUUCUGGAAAUGGUUCAGCGAGACGAGCUUGGGUUUAGUGACCGACACCACAGUUUACCACUGGGACGUGUUCGACCCAAACCAACCAGCUCCCGUGGAGGUUUUUAAGAGGAAUCAGAACUUGGUGGGAUGCCAAAUCAUCAACUACCGUGUGAGCGAGGAUGGUAAAUGGAUGGUGGUAAUUGGUAUUUCACAACAACAAGGACGAGUGGUGGGCGCGAUGCAGCUCUAUUCACGCGAUCGAGGCAUCAGCCAGGCAAUUGAAGGGCAUGCUGCUUCCUUCGGUACCUUGCGACUUGAAGGUGCUCCGACAGACACAAAGGUAUUUACUUUUGCUGUUCGUACCGCAACAGGCGCCAAGCUCCAUAUUGUCGAGGUCGACCACCAAGCUUCGAAUCCGGUAUUCGCAAAGAAGGCAGUUGAUGUCUAUUUCCCUGCUGAGGCAGUUAACGACUUCCCUGUCGCGAUGCAAGUUUCUCAGAAAUACAGCAUCAUUUACCUCGUCACAAAAUACGGGUUCAUCCACCUGUACGAUCUGGAGAGCGGUACUUGCAUAUUCAUGAACCGCAUCUCGAGCGAAACCAUCUUCAUUACUGCGCCGGAUUCUGAAUCUGCGGGUAUUCUAGGUGUCAAUCGCAAAGGACAAGUGCUGUCGGUUGCUGUUGACGAGACCACCAUCAUCCCAUAUCUCCUUCAGAACCCCGCAAACUCUGGUUUGGCGGUCAAGCUUGCUUCUAGAGCUGGUUUGCCUGGUGCAGACAACCUUUACGCCAAUCAGUUUGAUCAACUUCUGAAUGCAGGCAACUACGUAGAGGCUGCCAAGAUUGCGGCCAACUCGCCUCGGGGUUUCCUCCGCACUCCUCAGACUAUUGAGAGAUUUAAGGCUCUCCCAGCGGCCCCGGGUCAAUUGUCUGUCAUCCUUCAGUACUUUGGCAUGCUCCUUGACAAGGGAUCUCUCAACAAGCAUGAGACCCUAGAGCUGGUCCGACCUGUCCUUGCCCAAAACCGCAAGCAUCUUCUUGAAAAAUGGUUGAAGGAGAACAAGCUCGACUGUUCUGAGGAAUUAGGUGAUAUUGUUCGACCACACGAUCUAAACCUUGCACUCAGCAUUUACCUGCGCGCAAAUGUUCCCGCGAAGGUUGUUGCAGCCUUCGCCGAAACAGGCCAAUUUGAAAAGAUCUUGCCAUAUGCAACACAAGUCGGCUACCAACCAGACUAUGUCGUAUUACUCCAAAACAUCGUCCGCAUUAACCCCGAGAAGGGUGCUGAAUUUGCGACACAACUUGCCAAUAGCGAAGGCGGUUCGUUAAUCGAUAUCGAUCGAGUUGUUGAUGUUUUCCAGUCUCAAGGCAUGGUUCAGCCUGCCACUGCUUUCCUGCUUGAUGCUCUGAAGGAUAAUAAGCCCGAGCAAGGCCACUUGCAGACUCGUCUUCUUGAGAUGAACCUCAUCAACGCUCCUCAAGUCGCCGAUGCCAUUCUUGGAAAUGACAUGUUUUCCCACUACGAUCGCCCGCGUAUUGCUCAGUUGUGUGAACAAGCCGGUCUCCCUCAACGAGCACUAGAACACUACACCGAUGCAGAAUCCAUCAAGCGAGUAAUCGUCAAUAUUGUGGCAACCCCCACAUUCAGUCAGGACUGGCUUACCAACUUCUUUGGCCGUCUGUCUCUCGAGCAAUCUUUAGACUGUCUGGAUGCCAUGUUAAGAACAAACAUUCGACAAAACCUUGCAGCUGUCGUGCAAAUCGCUACGAAGUACUCGGAUCUGCUAGGACCCACUAGACUGAUUGACCUCUUUGAGAAGUACAAGACCGCUGAAGGUCUCUUUUACUACCUUGGAAGCAUUGUCAAUCUCAGUGAAGAUCCGGAUGUCAACUUCAAGUAUAUCGAGGCUGCUACCAAGAUGGGUCAGUUCACAGAAGUGGAACGAAUCUGCCGAGACAGCAAUCACUACAACCCCGAGAAGGUCAAGAACUUCUUGAAAGAGGCCAAACUUACCGAGCUAUUGCCCCUUAUUAUUGUUUGUGAUCGGUUCAACUUUAUUCACGACCUAGUUCUCUACCUUUACCAGAACCAGCAGUUCAAGUCAAUCGAGAUCUAUGUUCAGCGUGUCAAUCCCGCUCGGACACCAUCUGUGAUCGGUGGCUUGCUCGAUGUUGACUGUGAUGAGUCAAUCAUCAAGGGUCUCCUCACAACAGUCAACCCUGCAUCUAUUCCAAUUGAUGAGCUCGUCAGCGAGGUUGAAUCGAGAAACCGCUUGAAGCUUCUGUUGCCGUUCCUCGAGGCAACUUUGGCUGCUGGAAACCAACAACAGGCUGUCUACAAUGCCCUCGCGAAGAUCUACAUUGACAGCAACAACAAUCCAGAGAAGUUCCUCAAGGAGAACGACCAAUAUGAUCCUCUGACUAUUGGAAAGUACUGCGAGAAGCGUGAUCCAAACCUUGCGUAUAUUGCCUACCGGAAGGGCCAGAACGACCUUGAGCUUGUCAACAUCACCAAUGAGAACUCUAUGUACAAGCAUCAGGCUAGAUACCUCCUUGAGAGAGCUGAUGAGGAGCUAUGGGCAUUUGUUCUCAGCCCCAAUAACAUCCACCGCCGUUCUGUCAUCGAUCAGGUUAUCUCCACCGCUGUUCCAGAAUCUACGGAACCUGAAAAGGUCUCUGUCGCAGUUGCCUCAUUCUUGAAGGCAGAUCUGCCGGCCGAACUGAUUGAGUUGUUGGAAAAGAUUGUUCUUGAGCCAUCCCCAUUCAGUGACAAUGAGAGUCUUCAGAACCUCCUCAUCCUUACUGCCACCAAGGCCGACAAGGGACGAGUUAUGGAUUACAUCCACAGACUCGACGCCUACAAUGCACCAGAUGUUGCCAACAUCUGUAUUGAUGUUGGUCUGUUCGAAGAGGCUUUCGAGGUUUACAAGAAGAUUAACGAUCAUUUGAGUGCUGUCAGCGUUCUCGUCGAGCACAUUGUUAGUAUUGACCGGGCACAAGACUACGCCGAGCGGGUCGAAAUUCCAGAGGUUUGGAGCAGAGUUGCUAAGGCUCAAUUGGACGGUCUUCGUGUUAGCGACUCUAUUGCAUCCUACAUCCGUGCUGAGGACCCAAGCAACUACAAUGAAGUGAUCGAGAUCGCCACCCAUGCGGGUAAGGAUGAAGACCUCAUCAAGUACCUACGUAUGGCAAGAAAGACUCUCCGGGAACCUGCAAUCGACACCGCCUUAGCCUUUGCUUAUGCUCGUACCGAACAACUGAGCGAAUUGGAAGACUUCCUCCGAGGCACCAACGUUGCCGACGUCGAGCAGUCGGGUGACAAAGCUUAUGCUGAGGGAUACCACCAGGCGGCUAAGAUCUUCUUUACCAGCAUCUCCAACUGGGCCAAACUGGCAACUACCUUGGUUCAUCUCGAAGACUACCAGGCUGCCGUCGAGUGUGCACGCAAGGCGAGCAACAUCAAGGUCUGGAAGCAAGUCAAUGCUGCUUGCGUCGAGAAGAAGGAAUUCAGACUUGCUCAAAUCUGUGGUUUGAACUUGAUUGUUGACGCCGAGGAGUUGCAAGAUCUCGUGAAGCAAUAUGAGCGUAACGGUUAUUUCGAUGAGCUCAUCGCGCUUCUCGAGCAGGGUCUUGGUCUUGAGAAAAGUCAUAUGGGAAUGUUCACCGCCCUGGGUAUCGCUUUGUCCAAGUACCACCCAGAUCGCGUGAUGGAGCACCUAAAGCUAUUCUGGAGCCGUAUCAACAUCCCAAAGAUGAUCCGUGCUUGCGAGGAGGCGCACCUCUGGCCGGAGUUGGUCUUCCUCUACUGCCAUUACGAUGAGUGGGACAACGCGGCUCUUGCCAUGAUGGAGCGUGCUGCCGAUGCAUGGGAGCAUCACUCUUUCAAGGACAUUAUUGUCAAGGUCGCCAACUUGGAGAUAUACUAUCGGGCACUCAACUUUUACCUCCAGGAGCAGCCCUCGCUCUUGACCGAUCUUCUACAAGCAUUGACACCUAGAAUCGAUGUCAACCGUGUCGUCAAGAUGUUUGAGAAAUCCGACAAUAUCCCUCUCAUCAAACCCUUCCUUCUCAACGUUCAACCACAGAACAAGAGAACUGUUAACAGCGCGAUCAAUGAUCUACUGAUCGAAGAAGAGGACUACAAGACUCUGCGCGAUUCGGUUGAGAACUACGACAAUUAUGACCCUGUCGAGCUGGCACAGCGACUGGAGCGUCACGACCUCGUCUUCUUCCGCCAGAUCGCCGCCAGCAUCUACCGAAAGAACAAGCGCUGGGAGAAGUCGAUCGCACUUUCAAAGCAAGACAAAUUGUUCAAGGAUGCCAUUGAAACUGCCGCCAUUUCGGGCAAGCCAGAUGUUGUUGAGGAGUUGCUAAGAUAUUUCGUCGAUAUCGGCAGCCGCGAAUGUUAUGUUGGCAUGUUGUAUGCUUGUUAUGAGCUGAUUCCUAUUCAUGUUGUGAUGGAGGUUUCAUGGCGUCACGGACUCACGGACUUCACGAUGCCAUUCAUGAUCAACUACUUGGCGCAACAAAGCGCGACGAUUGAGACAUUGAAGAAAGACAAUGAGGAGCGGAAGCUUCGGGAGAAGUCGCAGGAGAAAGAGGAGAGCAAUACCCCAAUCCUCGGAGGAAACCGGCUGAUGAUUACCGCGGGCCCGGCUGCUGGACGUCAAUCCCCUGCUCCUUUCGCUCAGACGAACGGAUUCGCGCCGCAAGCCACCGGCUAUGGUGGGUUCUGA
This is a messenger RNA of Amorphotheca resinae ATCC 22711, 5217 nucleotides long. RefSeq lists its product as hypothetical. Gene Ontology annotation, biological process: receptor-mediated endocytosis; Golgi to endosome transport; intracellular protein transport. Gene Ontology annotation, molecular function: structural molecule activity; clathrin light chain binding. NCBI's taxonomy places the organism in Eukaryota, Fungi, Ascomycota, Leotiomycetes, Helotiales, Amorphothecaceae. The transcript is spliced from 7 exons. Gene Ontology annotation, cellular component: clathrin coat of trans-Golgi network vesicle; clathrin complex; actin cortical patch. The record is from RefSeq and is a predicted model, not a curated record. Bases 166 to 5217 code for a protein of 1683 amino acids.